Messenger RNA from Trypanosoma grayi, 532 nucleotides. Its product is annotated as putative receptor-type adenylate cyclase. The record is from RefSeq and is a predicted model, not a curated record. The transcript has a single exon. The annotation marks the transcript as partial. Lineage: Eukaryota; Euglenozoa; Kinetoplastea; Trypanosomatida; Trypanosomatidae.
GCAAUCAAGGUGGCCGGACUGUCUAUAUGAAGAGAUUUGUGGACGAGUAUAAGGCUGAGGUGCUUGACAAAGGAUUAAUGACGUUCAGGACAUCGGACUGUAGCGCAUCGGAGGUGUUUCUUCCCCCGGAGUUCUGUGGUGCAGUUGUAAUGCUAGUUAACGAUCCUCUUGCUCUGAGGACCUCCUCUUCCCUUGGAGUGGGCUAUCUUGCUGCAGUCAGGCGAACUUUUGCAUGGUGGGAGGGCUCGGACAUUACUGUGUAUCCUAUUAUGUCGACCAAGACUGGCGCCCGUGGUGCUCUUCUAAAGGAGAUGAAAGAAAAGCGUGUCCAUGGGGUCUCUGGUGUUGUGACGGAAGAACUGCUUAAAAUAUCGAGAACUAUAUUUUUCGAUCCGGUGUUCCUUGUGCCGCGGAUAAACAAUUUUCAGAGGCACGUGAUUCAACUGUCACCGACGCUGGAGCAGGAGUUCUUUGUGGUUGCGCAGUACCUCGGCAACACUACUGUCGCCAACGCCCACGCUGUGAUCCGCAG